UGGUGGGUCCGGCGGGACCGGGAGCGCGGGCGGUGGAGGACCCUCGGCCUCUACGCUAUCCACGGCCGCGCUCAGCCUCGAGCACCAACAGUUCAACAUCUUCCCGGCCAUCUUCAGCAGGCAGCUGAACUUCUCAGCAGCGGCCGCGGCAAAUUGCGGUCAAAACAAGCUCAUGGACGAGCUCAGGCCGAACCUUGGCCUACUGGGCGUCAACCUAAUGGAGAACGAGGCCUUUCACCUCAAUCAUAAUCAUAACCAGGAGAAACGCAAAUGUAGCAGCGCGAGCUCUAAUGAGCAGGACUUUGGAAUUUAUGGGGUACACCAGGCCUUAGAGGCCAGUCCUCCGACACCGACAGCCACUCCGGGAAGGAACAGCGUCGGGGCUACAUCAGCUGUCGGGGCGGAAGGUGCUUUUAAAAAAUUAAAACCAGAACCAUGUGCUUCGAGCCCACACAUUGGCCACACGCCAACAACCGCAAGCUGCCCGACGCCCGCGCGACGUCGACAUAGGACGACUUUUACGCAGGAACAACUUGCCGAGCUGGAAUCGGCAUUUGCUAAAUCACACUACCCCGACAUUUAUUGUAGAGAGGAAUUGGCGAGAAGUACGAAACUGAACGAAGCAAGAAUUCAGGUCUGGUUUCAAAAUAGAAGGGCUAAAUAUCGAAAACAGGAAAAACAAUUGCAAAAAGCACUUGCACCGAUUCCAGCUUGUCAAGGUGCAAUGAUGAGAAAUAUUUAUCCUGGUGCUAGUAGAGGCUACCAACCAUAUCCACACCCGCACAAUAGCAUAAAUGGAAUAAAUCGUUAUCCACAGAUGGGAACAACGUCUUAUCCAAGUAUGACUCAACCAUUUUCUAUGUCGCAUUCUGCAUCAAAUAUGUCGGCUGUCGCUGGUAUGCGACAAGAUGCCAUGGGAAUGUCAGCCGAGGACGAAUGGUACAAUAAAAGUAUUUCUGCAUUGAGGAUGAAUACUGCCCAUCAUCCAAAUCUCGCAGCACCAAUGCUCCAAUACCAAACAUAAUUUUAGGCCCCUGAAGCCGAAAUCUCUGCUUCAUGGAUGAUCGCGAUAUGCAGCGAGAAACGCCGAUAGCGUUCAAUUUUCGGUAUUUAAUUACCGAAUCCCAGCUGACGAGUAAAUCAACUUACUUCUAGACUUUGCUGCACUGAUCGAUCGGCGAUUUCAACAAGAAAAUGACAAUUUAUUGUUCCAUCAUGCAUAGAAGUCAAAUGAUGAACAGAAGAUAAUGCAAAGAGAUAAGAA
Messenger RNA from Ceratosolen solmsi marchali, 1264 nucleotides. Its product is annotated as homeobox protein prophet of Pit-1. The transcript has 6 exons. The record is from RefSeq and is a predicted model, not a curated record. Gene Ontology annotation, molecular function: RNA polymerase II transcription regulatory region sequence-specific DNA binding; DNA-binding transcription factor activity, RNA polymerase II-specific. NCBI's taxonomy places the organism in Eukaryota, Metazoa, Arthropoda, Insecta, Hymenoptera, Agaonidae. Gene Ontology annotation, biological process: regulation of transcription by RNA polymerase II. The coding region runs from base 173 to 1024 and encodes 283 amino acids.